UCAUCCGUCUAAAGUAUCCUUAUACCCCGUUAUAUAAUCAUUUUCUUCCACAUCCCGAGAGCAUCCUCAUAACACAAAACAGACGGGCGGAGACACCCCAACCUCUCACCUCCAACUCACUACACCAACCUCACUUUUAUACACAUAUAAUCACCCCCAUCAUGUACGGCACAAACAGAGCAAGAAACCAAAAAGCCGAAACCAGCUACCGCGGGUACUCAGACCAGCGUAGCAAUGCCGGCCCUCUCAACUACCAAACCAAAGUCCGCAUUACCGACCGCUACAAGGUAAUCGGCUUCAUCAGUUCCGGUACCUACGGCCGUGUAUACAAAGCUACGGGCCGGCAAGGUCAAACCGGCGAAUUUGCCAUCAAGAAAUUCAAGCCCGACAAGGAAGGUGAAGCGGUCGUCAACUACACGGGCAUCUCUCAGUCGGCGGUGCGUGAGAUGGCGUUAUGCUCCGAGCUACGAAACCACGCGAAUGUUAUUCGGCUUAUUGAGAUCAUCCUAGAGGACAAGUGUAUCUUCAUGGUAUUCGAGUACGCAGAGCAUGAUUUGUUGCAGAUCAUUCAUCAUCAUACGCAAACGCCACGGCAUCCGAUAGCGCCGGGAACGAUCAAGUCGAUAAUGUACCAGCUGUUGCAAGGGGUGCAGUACUUACACACCAACUGGGUGUUACAUCGAGAUUUGAAGCCGGCGAAUAUCAUGGUGACUUCUUCCGGAGAAGUGAAGAUUGGCGAUCUGGGACUGGCCAGGAUUUUCAAGCAACCGAUACACAACCUCUAUAUGGGCGAUAAAGUGGUCGUGACGAUAUGGUAUCGCGCGCCCGAGCUGCUGUUGGGGAGUAAGCAUUACACGACGGCGAUCGACCUGUGGGCGGUGGGAUGCAUCUUUGCGGAGCUGUUGAGUCUUCGGCCGAUCUUUAAGGGGGAGGAGGCCAAGAUGGACAGCAAGAAGACGGUGCCGUUCCAGAAGCAUCAGAUGCAGAAGAUUGUGGAUGUGAUGGGCUUGCCGACGAGGGAGCGGUGGCCCUUGUUGGCCAGCAUGCCCGAGUAUAACCAGUUGUCAACUUUACAACAACCGCCUUUGCUGUCGAGCACCUCCCACGGCCACCACCCCUAUGGCCAUCGCUCCCAGCAACAACCCCCUGCUUCGCAGAACACCCACGGCAACCUCCAGAAAUGGUAUCACCAGACUACCGUCUCCACUCCUCUAACCUCCCUAGGAGCAGAAGGCUACAAACUCCUCGCCUCCCUCCUCGAGUACGACCCCGAGAAACGCCUGACAGCCGCCGACGCCCUCGUCCACCCCUUCUUCACCUCGCCCACUUCCACCCCGCUUGCUUCCCUCAACAGCAACACGGCUAAUAGCACCUCCCAAGGAUCAGGAGCAGCAGCAGUCAACUGGUCACCAACCAACUGCUUCGAGGGCUUGAAGAACGAGUCAUACCCGUGUAGACGCGUGUCGCAGGAUGACAACGACAUCGGGUUCGGCACGUCCAAUGGGAACGGAACGGGGAACCAGAGUGGUUCGCGCGUGAAUACCGCUGCUGCCGGGACGGGGACUGGGCUGGUGAUGGGGCAAGCGCAGUCUCAGGUUCAGGCCAUGGGAGGUUCGUUGGGAAAUAUCGGCGGAGGGGGACAGAUGGGCGGGAUGGGCCAUGGUAUGGGAGGUAUGGGUCAAGGAGGGAUGGUGCCGCAGAUGGCGGGGAUGAAAAGGAUGCAAGACGCUGCUGCUGCUGCGGCGCAGAAUAAUCCCAACAAGAGGAUGAAAGGGUCGCAGGGACAGGGUUAGGAACUUGAUGUUGAGAUACGCGGACAGAAUCCCACAGAACAGCUUGAUGCGCAGCAUGGCCAUCAGGGCCAACAGGGUCAGCACGAGGGCCAUGGGAAACCAAACAUGCCGGAAAUGAACGCGUGGCUGUGGGGAGAGCUGAACGGCGUCAUGAGCGGCAAGCGGGAUGGUUAGGAGCCGUUUGACCUGCUUGACCGUGAGCUUCUGAACUGUUGGCAAGCAGAGACUGGGACAGGACCAGCACCAAAAGAACUGAGUUUUACAGAGGAACAGGGAGAGAAAAAGGAAGAGGAUCAAGAAGAGGAUCAAGAAGAGGAUCAAGAAGAGGAUCAAGAAGAGGAUCAAGAAGAGGAUCAAGAAGAGGAU
This is a messenger RNA of Neurospora tetraspora, 2159 nucleotides long. Its product is annotated as serine/threonine-protein kinase prk1. The record is from RefSeq and is a predicted model, not a curated record. Gene Ontology annotation, molecular function: ATP binding; cyclin-dependent protein serine/threonine kinase activity. Bases 162 to 1793 code for a protein of 543 amino acids. Gene Ontology annotation, biological process: protein phosphorylation. NCBI's taxonomy places the organism in Eukaryota, Fungi, Ascomycota, Sordariomycetes, Sordariales, Sordariaceae. The transcript is spliced from 2 exons. Gene Ontology annotation, cellular component: nucleus; mediator complex.